GAUAUCAAAAAGCUACAAUUCCACAUCAGAAAGUUUCAAAUCCACAUCCUCUUACAUUCAGAACAUGAGAAAAAAAAGGGUAAUCCAUGAUGUCUGUUGGGAUCUUUUCUCAUUUCAAAAGGCUGUCUCAACUAAUCAACAUUAUUUGCUGAACAUGUUGGGGGAUAUCACAGAAGAAGGCAUCUUUUCUUUAAAUGUUGUAUUUUACAAGUCUAUGCUCUCUAACUUUAUCCUUCUUUGAUGAGCAAUAGGUGACUCAUACAUACAAAAAAGUUAGAUUCAACCACCAUAUCUAUAUCCCUUUAAAUACCAUUUCCUAAUUCCAAAGAUUCAUUCAUUAAUCAUCACCAAAAACAACAUCUCUUCCUUGAUCAUAUUUCCAUUUCAUCCAUAAAAAAUAUGAAGAACCAGAUACUCGAACAAGUCAUUGGAGUUCCAAUGAAAUCAACACUGUAUCGAGUUGAGCGAACGCCGAGACGAUACUUACCGGAUUCAGCUCGUCAGUAUCGGAUUCCAUCAUCUGUUGAAGGGUCUAACACAUUUAGAAAAGGCAAAAGAAACUUUGUACUUAAAAGGAUAAACAAUAUUGGGAAGAAAGCUGAUACUUUCGCACAUGGAGUCCGAGAACAUGUGAGGGUGGGGCCAAAGAUCAGUGAAACUGUGAAGGGAAAGUUGAGUUUGGGGGCAAGAAUUCUUCAAGUAGGAGGGGUGGAGAAGAUUUUCAAGCAAUUGUUUAGUGUUAGAGAAGGAGAGAAGUUGUUGAAGGCAUGCCAAUGCCAUUUAUCAACAACAGCAGGUCCCAUAGCUGGUUUGCUUUUUAUCUCAUCUCAAAAGGUUGCCUUUUGCAGUGAUAGAUCAAUCAAAAUCCCUUCUCCUAAUGGAGAAUUGCUCAGAGUUCAUUACAAGGUUUUGAUUCCACUUGAGAAAAUAAAGCGAGUGAACGAGAGUGAAAACAUGAAGAAACCGUCACAAAAGUACAUGGAAAUUGUGACGGUGGAUGAUUUUGAGUUCUGGUUUAUGGGUUUCUUUAAUUACCAGAAAGCUUUCAAGUACCUUCAACAAGCAAUCUCCCAAAGACUACUACAUGAUGUACUACAAGUCACUUUCUAGGUGGCUUACAAAUGUUUCUCCAUGAGCAAAGAUAUCAGGAGAUCUAUCAUCCACAAUAUCACCAGUGCCGACAAUGGAGAUAUUUCAGCACCCCAAGGGCCGAUCACUGGUCAACAAAAGAUGCUGCAGCUGGAAGCUCAUCUGAAAAUCAGCCAAACAGCUCCGUUAACAUCCUGCUGCAUCAGCUGGUGUUGGUGUUAUGGUGCUCCAACUAUAGGGCAACCAAUAAGAAGCCCCCUCGUAUCAGCUGCCAUUUGUACAAAGGAGAGUUACCGAUUUUCUGAUUUAGCCUAAAUAAGAUUUGCUUAUUUGCAAGCACAAGUUUGUGGCUUUCAUUUGUUUAAUCUCUAAAUAAGCCGUAGGAAUAGUAUAUUAGUAUGUACAUAUAUCUGUAUAGGCAACUUUGGAAAACGGAAAAUGUUAAAUACUGCAGAUUAAUGGGUAGGGCAGUAUUUUUGA
Gossypium arboreum is the source of this 1569-nucleotide messenger RNA. RefSeq names its product GEM-like protein 4. Bases 400 to 1110 code for a protein of 236 amino acids. Lineage: Eukaryota; Viridiplantae; Streptophyta; Magnoliopsida; Malvales; Malvaceae. The record is from RefSeq and is a predicted model, not a curated record. The transcript has 4 exons.